Plutella xylostella (diamondback moth) is the source of this 2409-nucleotide messenger RNA. RefSeq lists its product as uncharacterized. The record is from RefSeq and is a predicted model, not a curated record. Lineage: Eukaryota; Metazoa; Arthropoda; Insecta; Lepidoptera; Plutellidae.
AGUAUUUCAGAAUUUCCAAGCCUCUAUUCUCGCGUCGGCCGCACAAGAACUGCUAACGGUUUCAAACAUUGCAUGGCGUGCGAACGACCGUAUAAAAAACUAUGCCGUUGAAAGCACACAGAGAUAUCGGCAUCGAUGCACGCACACGAGCCAUCACUACAGCAGCGCCCCUCUGGUUUUGCGUCCCGAGUGCGCGCGAGAAUUCACGAACACCGAAGUGGCUUUUGCUUUUGCUCCUGUCACGUUUGGAAAUAGCAUUCAAAAUUAAAAUAGUACAAUAACAAAAGGACCAGCCGGUCGAAACUGGACUGUACAGAGCUGACGUCACUGGGUCAGCGGCAAAGGACGGAGAGUUAAACAGCCAUGGCGGGAAGUUGGUGGAGGGAUCCCACCGUUGAUGAUGGGGAAGAAGAUGCAACUUCAGAUCACGCAGUCAGAUUAUGGAAAAGUGCGUGCGGGACACUGAUGGCGCCGGCACCCGAAGAGGCCUGGGUACAGAUUGAGGAGCAUUCUGCCCCAAAUACCUUAUGGCAUUCACUCAAGAACUGCGUGGCUCACCAGGCCGGAGUGUGGCAAAACUUACUAGCUAAAGGAAUGGAUGAUGUGAUUCAACCAGCUGCUUUCAAAUUAGCGCUGGUUCUGAGGCAUACGCCGACUGAGGUCACCACUACGCUCCUGAAUGAACUAUUACGGUUACACCCUCAAGCUCAAGAUUUGACUUCCUACAUAUUGACGUUACUGACUGAUGAUGAGGCAGGUUGCAAAAACUGCCUCCCUCGAGGUGAGAACUCCCCAAUUUCACCGGCGCCACAAAGAGAUCUCCAACUAUUCGGUGACUGUGAACUAGCAGUACUGGCCGCCCCCAUGGAUCAAUACGAUAAUCAUUCCAAGCUUGUACGAGCAGAAUAUUCCAAGCUAUCACAGGAACACUACAUAGAGCUAAGAAUAAAGGUGCUAAACCAGUUCUCGCAAAUACCAAAAGUAUUCCACACGCCCGAGUUCCAGCACUUCGAGAAAGCGGCGCGAGAGAACAUCGAGCGGGAGAUCCGCAACCUCCGUGAGGAGCUUCUAACGAACCAUGGGAAGAACAUAUAGAAUUGGUGUUAUGGUACAAAGAUAUCCAAGAACUGGCCAGGAUAAUGGUGCCGUAGGGAUUGGGUUUAGGGUUUUAGAGCUGAAGGCCUAAGUUACAGUGUCUAUAAAUGAGGCUAUAUUGAUGACAAUUCUUUCAGAAUUGCUAUUCAAGCUUCAUUUAAAAGGCUCUGUGACUUAUUAGUCUGGUAGAAAUAGAUUGUGCAACUAAUCUUUAGAUUAUUUUCUUGAAACUUCAUUUACUGUAAAAACAUACCUGUAUUAAUUUCACUUCUCUUUCUUCUAACUUUUUAGUAGUUGCCUCUUCAUCUUUGUAGACUUUCCAAUCCUCAGUUCCCAUUUCCUAUAUUAUAUAAAGAUUUUAGCACACUCUAUUAGCUCUAAAUCACCUGAAACCCUAAUCCUUAACGAGUCCUUUUCGGAAACUUACGUGCGUUAUUGUAGUUUUAUGAAUGAGUUACAUCAAAUGUAGUCUGGCUCUUAAUUGAUGACAAUGGGUGGGUAGGCAGCUGUUAGCGAGUAAGUUUCCAAAAUGGACUCUGAGGGACUGUUUUGCUAAUUUUUUACUUAUAACCAAACAUUUUGAAAAAGACCUUAGUUGCUGUGACCUACGGCAAGUUGUUGAGAAUCCCUUAGUCUAGAAAUAGUAUUUAAAAACCCUGUAGCAGCCUUGCUCUUAAUACACGACUAAGUUAUUUUACUACAAAAUGUAUUCAAGAUUUUAAGACGAAAUUAGUAGGUAUACUGAUUAUGAUCAUAUUUAUAUAUUUUAUGUUAGAUACAUAGCGUAUGAAAAUUAGCACUACAGUCCCUCUCAUGGCGCCAUUGCUGACCGGUUGUUGAUAUCCUUGUACCAAUGAUCUGAAAAGAUCAUUUUACAAGCGAUGGUCAUAACAUCUUGACCGCAUAUUGUGACGGGAAAGAAUAUAACAAAAAGUUAUUAGAGCAAAAUCUAUUUUGAAAUGUAGGCGAACGAUAGUGAUCUGUGAUUACGAAUGUUUUACCACCAAGGCGAAUGAUAUUUUAGUAGGAAUUUCGGUAGAUUUACAUAAAGUAGGUUCUUUUUCCCGUCACAAUAUUGUCGUGUUGCGUCACUGAAUAAAAAUACUGAAUAGACAUUUGGUAUGUUUCGGCUUAGAAGUAAAAUACGUUUUAAAUUAUGUUAGCAAGUACCAUCAGGAUGUAAAGAUUAAGUAUAAAAUGCCGACAGUAGGAGUGUUCAGGUUUCAGUGACACAUCUUUGUACCAUAACACCUAAAACGGAUACUGUAUGUUUAUUCAGAGAUAUUAGAUAAUUUUAAUAUCCAAUUUAUAAUU